This is a messenger RNA of Linum trigynum, 270 nucleotides long. Lineage: Eukaryota; Viridiplantae; Streptophyta; Magnoliopsida; Malpighiales; Linaceae. The record is from the annotation of a GenBank genome assembly.
AUGUGUUGCAUAAUCCCAAUCUUGGCUGCGCUCGUAGCUUUCACUCCGCCGGCGAUCUACUGCUUCCUGUCGCAGAACUGCGGCGACCUUGUCGACGAUUUAGCUGUGGGUAAGUACAUCGUAACAGCCGAUUCUUGCCGGAGUUUGUGGAAGAGGGUGGCUCUCGUGCUUGCACCGCCGUUGCUGGUUCUACUUCUGAGAUGCUGCUGCUCCGGCGGCGCCAGCUCCGUGAGAAGGCAGCCGCCGCGGAGGCAGCAGAAACCCCAUUGA